AUGUGUCUAUUAUACGGAAACUGUGACCAGACAAUGGAUACUCAGAGAAUUGCUUAUCAACAGCUACACAGUGAUCAUCACCAUCAUCAUCAACAUCCCCAGAUCCAGCACCAUCAGGAGCUGCAACAGUAUCCCAUGCACUACUACCACGAUCUGCAGCAGCAGCUGCAUCAGCACGACGAAACUCACCCUCAUUACUUGUACACUAGUUUUAGGCUUAGUUACGGAUACUCCCCUGUAGAUUCUCCACCGUCCCCGUCCUCUAUAACACUUCUGCACAGUCCAAGUUCCGGGGACAUGCCAGACUACCCGCCCGGGUACACCUGCAUGAAGGCGCCAAGGAGGAGAAAGCGAAAGUGUCAACAGCAGCAGGUUCAGCAGAGACAAGCGGCCAAUAUGAGGGAACGGAAACGAAUGCAGUCUAUUAACGAUGCUUUUGAAGGUUUACGGGCACACAUACCAACACUACCAUACGAGAAGAGACUCAGUAAAGUGGACACUCUUCGCCUUGCCAUAGGUUACAUCGGUUUCCUCUCAGAGAUCGUCGAGACGGACGUUCACAGCAAAGAGAGUACCAAACACACAAGUACAAAUGAAGACUUCGAUACUUUUGGACCGCCGCCACUCGCCGGUCACUCUUUAUCUUGGCGUGAUGUCAAGCAUCCGAUCCUGGGUCCUAGAAACACAAUGGUAGCCAAAAUAUGGACCCCAGAAGAUCCACGUUCCCAUAAACUCCAGGAAGCAGACUGCUCAGGGAUCCUCCACUCUACCGUGGAUUCACCACAGUUUUAA
This is a messenger RNA of Candidula unifasciata, 792 nucleotides long. NCBI's taxonomy places the organism in Eukaryota, Metazoa, Mollusca, Gastropoda, Stylommatophora, Geomitridae. The record is from the annotation of a GenBank genome assembly.